Messenger RNA from Fusarium venenatum, 675 nucleotides. RefSeq lists its product as uncharacterized. Lineage: Eukaryota; Fungi; Ascomycota; Sordariomycetes; Hypocreales; Nectriaceae. The record is from RefSeq and is a predicted model, not a curated record.
AUGGCUUCACAAGAUAUUCCCGUCACUAACGAUAGUAUGGGACAGCCUCUUUCAGCGAAGAACCAAGUUCUUACUGCUGGUGCUGCUGUGACACAAGAGUUUCGACCGACGAAGCAUAUUUGUGCUCAUCUCAACGCUUUUCACGCUUACGCCGAUGAUCCCUCACGCUUUGUAGAAACAAAUCACUACUGCGCCCAUCUAAACGAGGACGUCCGCCAAUGUCUCCUCUACGACUCCGAUGAGCCCAACGCACGCCUCAUAGGAGUAGAAUACAUGAUCACGCCGAAACUCUACGAAACACUCGACAAAGAAGAGCGUCAGCUCUGGCACUCGCACGUAUACGAGGUCAAAUCGGGGAUGCUCAUCAUGCCAAACCGCGCUGUCCCCGAAAGCGCGUGGCAGAUAGCUGAGAACUACGAGAUGGACCAGGUGGUGCACUUGUACGGAAAAGUGUAUCAUCUGUGGCAGACGGAUCGAGGAGAUACGUUGCCGCUGGGACCGCCGAAGCUGAUGACGAGUUUCACGGCGGAUGGGCAGUUUGACUUUGAGAAACAUGUUGGAGAGAGGGAUAGGAGGUUUGGGACGGAUUGGAGGAUUAAGAAAGAGGCGAGGAAGGAUAUUCCGGAGCCUGUUAUUCAUGGGGAUGCGGAUCAGGCUUGGAAGAAGGGCAACUAG